Messenger RNA from Chelonus insularis, 3264 nucleotides. It is a transcript of the gene IleRS-m, whose product is annotated as Isoleucyl-tRNA synthetase, mitochondrial. The transcript has 15 exons. Gene Ontology annotation, molecular function: tRNA binding; isoleucine-tRNA ligase activity; ATP binding. Lineage: Eukaryota; Metazoa; Arthropoda; Insecta; Hymenoptera; Braconidae. Gene Ontology annotation, biological process: mitochondrial translation; isoleucyl-tRNA aminoacylation. Bases 294 to 3176 code for a protein of 960 amino acids. Gene Ontology annotation, cellular component: mitochondrion. The record is from RefSeq and is a predicted model, not a curated record.
AUCAAGUUCAGCUCAAAAUAUAUCGUCUCAUAUAAAGUGUGACGAAAGUUUAAGAAAAUAAUUAGACUAUUACGUUCAGGAAAUUUUUUUUUUUAAAUUUAUAAAACUAUUUUUCUUUUAUCUUCAGACUAAUUUUUAAUUGUUGUCUAUGAAUGUAUUAGUGUCAAUAAACUUUUUUUCUCCUUUAAAAAUAAUUGCGAGCUGAAAAAAAUUUUAAAAAUGCACCGGUAGAUGAUUGUAUACAUCUGGAUUAAAACAUAGAAAACAAUCUUUAUUCACAAUUUAUUAUAACAAUGGCAUCAAUAAUGAAAGUUAUCGAAACAAAGUAUUAUUCAACAUUUAUCAAAUAUUCAAAAUACUUAUUUCGAUCGUAUACCAAGCCGGCAAAAGCUGUGGAUAAUCGAUAUACCAAAACAGUUUUGCUUCCACAAACAAAGUUUCCAUCACGAAUUUUAGAAUCCAGUCGAAUAGAAACAGAUAAUUAUCUUAUGGAGAAAUGUGGGUUUUAUGAUCUAUACAACUGGCAAAGAGAAAAUUUAAAAGGUCCAGAUUUUAUUUUACAUGAUGGACCACCUUAUGCUAACGGCAAACCACACAUGGGACAUGCACUUAAUAAAAUCAUCAAAGACAUCACAAUUAGAAGUCGAGUUAUUCAGGGUCAAAGGGUCCACUAUGUACCAGGAUGGGAUUGCCAUGGUCUACCAAUUGAGCUUAAAUGUUUUGAAGGUUCAAAACAAGCACAAAGUAACAUGACACCUAAAGAAAUUCGUCAUCAGGCACAAAAAUUUGCUGAAGCAGCAAUCAAAGAACAACGAGAGGAGUUUAUGUCAUGGGGAAUCAUGGCAGACUGGAAGGAAUCAGGAUGUUAUUUUACACAUAAAACAUCAUAUAUGAUAAAUCAAUUGAAACAAUUUUACAAAUUGUAUGAAAAGAAUCUUGUAUUUCGUGAUUUCAAACCCGUUUAUUGGUCUCCAUCAUCCAAAACAGCAUUAGCCGAGUCGGAGUUGGAAUAUAAUCCAAAUCAUAAAAGCCGAUGUGCAAUAAUCAGAUUUUUAAUUAGUGAAUUAUCCGAAAAAUUAAAAAUACUUGAAGAUAAUCCAGUUUAUGCUCUUAUUUGGACUACAACUCCUUGGACAUUAAUUGCUAAUCAAGCUGUGGUCUAUUCUGAUGAAAUUUCUUAUUGUGUAGCAGAAGAUCAACAGAAACAUUAUUAUAUUCUUGCUGAAGAUUUAUUGACUGACAUUAUUUGUAAAAUAGGUCCACUUAAUCCAGUUUUAACUAUUAAAGGUAGUGAUAUCAAAGAAUUGAAAUAUGCUCAUCCAAUAACAGGAAACAUGAUGCCUUUCCUUCCAGCAAAUUAUGUUAGUCAUAAAAUAGGAACUGGACUAGUUCAUACAGCACCUGCUCAUGGGCCUGAUGAUUUUCUUACAUGUUUAGCAAAUGAUAUUCCAGUUGUAUCAUUGGUUGACGAAAAUGGUUGUUAUACUACAGAAGCAGGAGCUCCUUUUACAGGAGUUGAUGUAUUAAAUGGAGGCAACGAGAUUGCUUUAAAAAGUCUUGGAGAUGACGUAUUGCAUACGGAAAAUAUGGUACAUAGUUAUCCAUACGAUUGGCGUACAAAAAAACCUGUGAUCACUCGUGCUAGUUUUCAAUGGUUCAUUAAUACGGAUUCUCUUAAAAAUAAAGCUCUAAAUGCAUUAGAAAAUACAAGUAUGUAUCCAGCUUUAAGACAAAAAGUAGUGUUCAACAGUUUAACGCAUCAAAUAAUUCAACGACCAUACUGGUGUAUAUCUCGACAACGUUCUUGGGGUACACCAAUACCUGUAUUUUUUUAUAAGGAUACUAAAAAAGUUGUGAUAAAUGAGGAAAUCAUUGAAAGACUGUGUAAAGUAUUCGAAAGAGAAGGAAGUGACUGUUGGUGGGUUUUACCAGUUGAAAAGUUAAUUGGAAAAAAAUUAAUAGAAAAAUUAAAUAUUGAUCCUAAUAAUUUAGAAAAAGGAAAUGAUAUUAUGGACGUUUGGUUUGAUAGUGGAAUUUCUUGGUCAGCGGUUUUACCAGAGGGACGAGCUGAUCUAUAUCUUGAAGGUAUGGAUCAGUUCAAUGGAUGGUUUCAAUCGUCACUAUUAACGUCAAUUGCUUUGCAAGGUGUUCCUCCUUUCAAAUCAAUUUUUGCUCAUGGAUUUACUGUUGAUAAACUGGGAAUGAAAAUGUCAAAGUCACUAGGAAAUAUUAUAAGCCCUAACGAUAUUGUUAAAGGCAAAAAAGAUCAAAAAUCGAAACCCGCUUAUGGUAUUGAUGUUCUGAGAUGGUGGGUAGCAAAUCAUGGUAUUCAGCAUGAUAAGAUUCCUGUAACAGACACAACUAUUCAAGAUAGUGUAGAUACUCUGCAAAAACUUCGACGGCUGUUACGGUUUUUACUGGGUGGUCUUUAUCCAUAUGAUACACCUCAAGAAAUUAAAGCUGAAUAUUUGAUUUUAGAUAAAUAUAUGUUACAUCGUUUAUAUAAAUAUCACAAUGUGAUCAAAGAUUAUUAUGAUAAUUAUGAAUUUCAUAACGUUUGCAAGACAAUUACCUACUUCACUGUUAAUGAUGUAUCUGCCAACUAUUGUCAUCUCGUUAAGGAUAGAUUGUAUUGUGAAGAGGCGAGCUCUCCCCUUAGAAUAGGAGCUGUAGACGUUAUCGGGGAAAUACUGAAAGUACUUACAAGAUCUAUCGCUCCGAUAACUCCACAUUUAGCUGAAGAAGUUUGGCUCUAUCAUCCUUAUAAUCUUACGUCUGUGCCACUUUUCCAUUCAACCCAUUCGAUUCCGGACGAGUGGAAUGCUCCAGAUAUAGAAAAAAUUAUGGAACCUGCAUUUAGGAUAAAGAGUAUAAUCAAUAAAUCAUACAGAACCGGUACUUUAGAACAAGAAAUCACAGUUAGAGCCAACCCAGAAUUUAUAUCCUUAAUAUCAGCUCUGCAAGCAGAAGAAGUUUCAUCAACAUCAGAAUUGUGUCAUGUUUUACAAGUUUCAAAAGUAACACUCAUACCCGACUCAAGCUGUGAUUCACCGACAGUUUCUUUCAAAAACAUUGAAAAGUCUUUGUGUAAACGAUGUCGAAAAUUUGUUGAAUCAUCUCCAAAUCAGCCAUGCAUUCGAUGUAUACAAAUUUUAAGCAGAUACUUCAAUAAAUAACAAACGUGAUAAAUUGAAUAUUUUUUAAGUCUAUAACUAUUUAUACUGCAUAAAAAUGUUUUUUUUUUCUUAUCAAAUAAAAAUUGCA